This is a messenger RNA of Humulus lupulus (European hop), 1128 nucleotides long. RefSeq lists its product as uncharacterized. The coding region runs from base 1 to 1128 and encodes 375 amino acids. The record is from RefSeq and is a predicted model, not a curated record. The transcript is spliced from 3 exons. Lineage: Eukaryota; Viridiplantae; Streptophyta; Magnoliopsida; Rosales; Cannabaceae.
AUGGAUUCGCCAAAUUCUCCGAAUCCAUACGACAAUAUGAGUCUAGAGGAUAUCAUAAUUGCAGAGUGUAUUGACGAUCAUGAUGAUCAAUAUUUCAAAGCGCUCAUGGAUGGGGGUAGCUCAACAAGACAAGGAAGAAAGAGAGCCAACAUUGAUAGAGGUCAUGUAGAAGGACACCAACAUUUGUUCGAUGACUACUUUUCUGAUGAACUGGUGUAUACAGAAUAUCAAUUUCAAAGAAGAUUUAGAAUGCGUAGACAUGUAUUCCUACGCAUAGUGCAAGCUCUAGAAAAUCAUUCAGAGGCGUUACAGUAUUUCCAUACGAGGUUUGAUGCAGUCGGUAUAAGAGGGCUUUCGCCAUUACAGAAGUGCACCGCUGCUAUGCGAAUGUUGGCAUAUGGAGCGCCUGCUGAUUAUGUUGAUGAGUAUGUUCGAAGUGGUGAAACUACCGCUAUUGAAUGUCUAGUCAAUUUCGUUCGAGGAGUGAAUGAUAUUUUUGGGACCGAAUAUUUAAGACGGCCCAAUGCUGGGAACAUUCGUCACUUACUUCAAAUGGGGGAGGUGCGUGGUUUUCCAGGUCAAUUCACGCGAGGUGGUCACGGCAGACCAACAAUCAUGCUCGAAGCAAUUGCGUCACAAAAUCUUUGGAUAUGGCAUGCAUUUUUUGGUGUUCCAGGAUCCAAUAAUGAUCUCAACGUGUUAAAUCAAUCCCCAAUAUUCACUGAUAUCUUACAGGAGCAAGCUCCGAGAGUUGAGUUUACGAUAAAUGGCACACAAUACAACAAGGGGUAUUAUCUAGCAGAUGGUAUCUAUCCAGAGUGGGGUACAUUUGUUAAAACUAUCCCACUGCCUCAAGGAGAGAAAAGAAAAUUAUUUGCCCGAUGCCAAGAAGCGGUAUGCAAAGAUGUUGAGCGAGCAUUCGGAGUACUUCAAUCUCGUUUUGCUAUUGUACGAGGACCAGCACGUUUUUGGCAAAGAGAUGUUCUCAAAGAUAUUAUGUAUGCAUGUAUCAUAUUGCACAACAUUAUUGUCGAGGAUGAAAGAUAUGCAUAUGAGAGUUUGUUUGAUUUUAAUUAUGAUGACGGCCCCGCCAACACCCUAAUGGUUGAAGUAUUGCAUGGUUUCUAA